Molecule: messenger RNA, 918 nt
Organism: Phycomyces blakesleeanus NRRL 1555(-)
Lineage: Eukaryota; Fungi; Mucoromycota; Mucoromycetes; Mucorales; Phycomycetaceae
Exons: 4
Coding region: 1-918 (305 amino acids)
Source: RefSeq, a predicted model, not a curated record
AUGAACAACACUGCCUCUUCUACCUCGCGCCGAACAAACUGCAGACUUGUUGCUGUUGCUCGUAGUGAAUUGGCAAACGCAACUCGUGCACCUCUUGUCCAAGCCCAAAAACCAGUUGUUCCUGUAGCUCCUGUAGCUCUUGUAGCUCCCGUAGUCCCUGUAGCUUCUACCGAUCCCAAUAUCUCUCUCUCGUUAGAGCAAGUCCUUGCCGUGGUGGAGUCAACCAACCAAAAAAUUGAUGCGUUGACAGCCCUUGUCACUAAGAUGGGUGAAACUGUUACAAAUGUCAGUACGGCUGUAACUUUGUCGACCCAAAACGAUGCUUUCCUAAAGACCGCAAUUAAGGACAUCAUAGAUAGCCAAAGAGUCAUUAAUGACUAUGUGAAGAAACCAGACCUGAAAAGUACUGAUGAGGAAAUCGUUGCAGAAAACAACACAAGACCAGGGUGGAGUCUUACGACUGGCUUCAUGAGCACACACAAUCAGGCUCUUGCCAUUGCUCUGAUCUCAUACUUGAGGAAGCAGGAAGACUCCUUUGGAAUCCGCCCGAAUGAUCCUGAAAGAAUAAUGAAGAAUCACUAUAGAAACCAGAGCCGCUUGCUCAAACGCCGAGAACUUGCUUAUAAGCGGUACAAGCAAAAUAUUGACACUCUCAUGGGGAGAACUGACUGCAGCAAUGUAUUUCAGAUAAAGGUAUUGUCUGAUGACGAGUCAGAUGAUGGCCGUAAAGUACGAGCAUUCCGUCCUAGCUGGAGAAGUGAUGAGCUACAGACAUUCUUAGACACUGUUGAUCGGUUUGCAAAAGACGGAUUGGGGAAUCGAGCAAACAGCUUGUUGGAGCGUAACCGUGUAAUCAGGCCAAAGGAUCUUCCGUCAUCAUUUGACCCCCCGCUGCCCGACUGGGCUAUUAAAAAUUAA